Messenger RNA from Canariomyces notabilis, 951 nucleotides. RefSeq lists its product as uncharacterized. NCBI's taxonomy places the organism in Eukaryota, Fungi, Ascomycota, Sordariomycetes, Sordariales, Chaetomiaceae. The record is from RefSeq and is a predicted model, not a curated record. Bases 160 to 642 code for a protein of 160 amino acids. The transcript has a single exon.
GGCUCCCGGCGCUGUCCUCCCCUCGGGGUUUGUCUUCCCCCCCGGCCUUGUCUUCCCUCCUAGUCCUACUCCCGGUCAGUAUGAGCAGCUGGCUGUGAGCCCCAGCGAGGCCGACGAAAUCAACCAGCAGCAGCAGGUAAGUGCCUAUGAUCGCGGCGAAUGGGCCAUGAGAAUAUCUCGAUAGGAUUUCUGACAACCCUUCCACAGGAACAUGGUGCAGAUCCUCAGCACUUUGGGGGAUAUGGCCCGACCACGGUGGAAACGCUCGAAUUCCAUCAUAGCUCUCUUCACUCUGAGUUGGAUCGGCUGAAACAGACCUUCGCCUACGACGGCCAAAUGAAGUUGGCUUUCGAGAUGACGAUGGCCCCCCAAAUUGCCGCAAUGGUGAGCGAAGCUGCAAGGAUGAUGGCCAACUUCCACGUCGAAGCCCAGAACGGGCGAUAUGCCGCUGAGGGUCAAGCCCAAGGCCAGCAAGGUCCCGGAUUUGGACCACCUCCGGAGUUUGGGCCCUCUGAGAUCAUAAACGAUGGGGCAACUGGAGCGACGGGUGGGCAACUGUCUCAGGAACAGGUGCAGCCUAUUCCUGGCGUGGACAACGUGGAUUUUGAGUUUGAGUCUGUUCUUAAGUCUAUGCUUCAAUAAAAGACCCAAGUGCUCGGCCGGUCAGCCCACUAGUCCCACUCGUGAUGAAUCCCUAGUGCCUGACCUUGGUCAUGGUCACGGCAGUAUCUCAUUUUCAAGAAUAAAGUUGCCGACCGGGGCAACUUGAUCUCCCUUUGUGGAGAGAUGUCGUGUGGAAGCCGAUACUAACUGACGAUGAUGAAGAGGGGAGUAACUCUGAGCACACUGGUGACGUUCAUCACUGACAUCGGGCCGCCAAAAAGUCAAUGAUCAUCCCAUUCCCCAAAGCCCUUUCUUGUUAGUGCGGUGAACCAGACAUCAAAAGUUGCG